This is a messenger RNA of Chilo suppressalis (striped riceborer), 1667 nucleotides long. Lineage: Eukaryota; Metazoa; Arthropoda; Insecta; Lepidoptera; Crambidae. The record is from the annotation of a GenBank genome assembly.
UUGGAAUCGUGUCAGGCUUAUUUUAGUUACCUUUAUAUUUAUUAAAAUGUUAACAUUAAUAUCAGUGUUAAUCCCCGUGUUUCUAGUGAUAUUCUUCAGAUAUGUUAAUAAAAGAAAUGAACCAGCUAUUUUUGGAGUGUAUAAGCAACAAAAUAAAUCAUAUUAUUUUAAGUUUGCUUUCAUGUACACUAUUUUGAAAUUGCGGCAGCUGGUUAAUCAUUGCAAGCAUUUACUGGACGUUGAAUUUGGACGCAGUUCGGAUGGCACAGUACAUAUUCAACGAAAGGAGACUGACUUGGAACAGAAAUAUUUUCUAGGAGACAGCCCAACGUCUGUUGAUGCUGUGUACUUCAAUGGAAUAUCGAAGAAAGGUGACGCAGUCAUAUGUGGUUUGGCUAGAAGACCUAACCAAGUUUGCGAUGCUUUUCUAAUGAUAAAGGUUGAUGAUGAAGAAAUGCUGCUAUCUCCCUGUCUUCCAGACACUUAUCAAGAACAAAGUGGAUUGGAAAUUGGAGACUACAUAGUACAGGGGCUGACGAUUCAGAAGAUGAUACCCAUGCGGGCAUGGAAUGUCUCAUACAGCGGUGAAAUGAAACUUCGUAGUGAUCACGAGAAAAAGGUCAAGGUACAAAUGGACCUAACGUGGAGUUCCAUAUGGGGCUCCUUUAACUAUGACACGCAGAUGUCCGCGCGCAGCAUGGCCAAUGACAUCGCGCGUGAGGAGUGGUCCGGCGGAUACUUUGAGCUGUUAAAAAGAUUUCAUCAAACCCACUACGAGCAAAUGGGCUUCUUCAAAGGCACAAUAACCAUUGAUGACAGAGUACACACAAUUAACAUGCCGUGUGUGCGCGAUCAUAGUUUCGGACCGUUUCGCGAUUGGCGCACGUUCCAUCGUUAUGUAUAUCAUUUUAUUUUCCUUGAGAAUGGUGAUUGUAUGGCUAUAGGCGCGGUAUCGCAACCAGCAAUAUUGUCACACCUCACAAUCGGAUACUUCUGCCGGCACUCGGAUCAAACGGUGCAUCCGAUAGAUUCCUGUGACUUCCACCUUUACCAACACGGAGAGCAACAAGUACUCCCCAAAGACUACGGAUUCGUUUUUAAAACAGAUGGUCAACUACAUUCGGUCCGAGUUCUGGUGAAUGACGAGGAGACUUUUUAUAUCGGUAAAGACAGAGUGGCGAAGUUCUACGAACGUUGGUGCGACGUUGAAGUGAACGGCGUCAAAGGAUGCGCCUGCGUCGAGUGGCAGUACAACAACUUACAACCGCCCAAGCAUGUCUAAUAGGCGAAAAUGUAUCACUGUUUAACCGCGAAUCAAAGAGGCGAAUAUCACUGUUCAAAAUUUUCCGAAACUAAAGUCGUUAAACUACCUUGCAUGAUAAAGUUGUGUAUAUUGUGUAUUUAUUUUAUAGGGUAAUUAAUGAAAAAGGUUAGAAUUGAUAAAAAAAAACAAAAGUGCUAGCGAGAAAAAACUAUAAUUAGCGUAACAUUGCACUAAGUUUACACUUAUGUUUAAAUAUGAAACAGCAAAUAUAAGAAAUCACAUUGUUGAAAGAAAUUCAAUUGAAGCUAAUGAAUGACCAUGAAGCGAAAUUAUUCGAUUUAAUUUGAAUCAAUUUGUAAAAUUAAUUAUGUGUAAGUAAGCUAUUACAUUUUCGUAAUGCAUG